AUGUGGCGGCGGCGGCGGCGGCGGCGGCGGCGGCGGCGGCGGCCGCUACGUGUUGCGGCUCGGUUUUCCUGGCUGACCGGAGGCGUCGCGGCCGAGCUUUCGCCCCCCCCCCCCCCUUCCGGCGCCCUUGCUCGUAAUGGGGAGCCGGCGGGCCGACCCGGGCCGGCGGUCUGGCCGAAGUCCGUCGCCGAGGCGUCAGCGGUAGCCCUUCCCGAAGGACGCCUCUCACGGCCGCCGCGCCUCUCCGUAUAUAUACGGGGCGCGCUGGCCACGCCGGUACAGUUCAGCAGCCGCACCACCUCCACCACCACCACCAGCAGCAGCAUGAAGGUCCUGGUCGUCCUGAGCGCCGUCCUGGCCGUGGCCCUCGCCAAGCCCGGCUACCUGGGAGCAGCUCGCGCCAUCGCCGCCGCCCCCGCUAUCGCCGCCGCCCCCGCACUGGCCUACGGUGCUGCUCCUGCACUGGCCUACAGCGCUGCCCCCGCCGUCGUCGCCGCCCCCAUCCACGGCGGAUACGCCGCCUACGGCCCUGCCAACAUCGUCGUCGGAGCCGACGGCAUCCCCCUGGACACCCCUGAGGUGGCCGCCUCCAAGGCAGCCCACCUGAACGCCGUGGCUGAGACGCGCGCUCGUGACGCCAUCGUGAACAGCGCCGCCAUCAUUGCCUCCGCCCCCGCCAUCGCCGCCGCCGCCCCCGCUGUCAUCGACGCCAGGACCGUCGCCGCCCACGCCAUCGCCGCCCCGGCCCUCCGCUAUGCUGCUGCCGCCCCCGCCGUGGCCUACUCCGCCGGCCACCCUGGGUACGCCGCGUACGGACCUGCCAACAUUGUGAUCGGCCCUAACGGCGUGCCUCUGGACACCCCUGAGGUGGCUGCUGGCAAGGUGGCCGACGCCGUCGCCCACCUGGAGGCUAAGGUCCGAAACGGCCUGAUCCUCUGAACUGUCACGAAUAUCUUGACAAACUGCAAAAGUGUCUGUCGAAGAUUUGGGCUACAACAUUUUGGACUACUUGCUGUGAUAUUUAAAUAAACUGCUGUGUACGAAGAUA
This is a messenger RNA of Schistocerca nitens (vagrant locust), 1048 nucleotides long. RefSeq names its product cuticle protein 18.7-like. Bases 1 to 939 code for a protein of 312 amino acids. The transcript is spliced from 3 exons. The record is from RefSeq and is a predicted model, not a curated record. Lineage: Eukaryota; Metazoa; Arthropoda; Insecta; Orthoptera; Acrididae.